AGUGCAUCAUUUCUAUACUACGUUGCUUUUUGUCGUCUCAUAAGCCACUGGGUGUCACACGUUUGCCUGCUCUUUGUUCUCUUUAAUAGAAUUGUCCCUUCACAAAAGUUUCGACUAGAUGGCGCCAUUGCUCUAUCUUGCGCUCCACUCACUCACCAACUUGACCCCCUUGACGUCAGAGCAGUCUAGAGCAUCAAGGCCACUUCCAAAACCCUAUUGGUCUGAAAAUCACAUGACGGGGCGCCUUGAAUCCAUAAUUAUGUUGCCGAUAUUUUCGCUCCCCCCCCACCUCCCAAAAGAUGUCAGCGUCCUACUGUCCUUAUCCAUUCCGACAUAAACGAGCUUGCUUUAAAACAUAAGAUCAACACGCCCAAGUCAGCAAAAUGUCAUGUCCGAACAACGUGGCAGCCGGAUCGUUUCUGAUGGAUUCGCUGGUGGGAGAAACGUCGCCAUACAGAGGUGAAGGAUAUUCUGCUAACUCUGGGAUGUACAUCUCAACGUCUGCAGAAUAUGGCUGUCAGAUGAUGAGAAAUUUAGGCGUCGCUGGUGUGCCCCACUCCAAACGGGAUGAGCUGCCACCGAGUACCGUGCUAAUCAGCGGCUAUGAGCACGCGCAUUACCUGUCGCAGCGGGACGCCUGGACGACCGCCUCCAAAACUUACAGAGGUGCCCAACCUGUUGCCCAGCCUUUGCACCCAUGCUCUUUUACAAGCAGCGGCGUCAAGGAAGAGGCUAUAACUUGCCUUUAUCAGUCUGAUAUCGAUAGUCCCAGGGAGUCUACGGACUCCUCCACCUAUAUCCGACUGGGAGACAAUAGCAACCGCACUGAUCAAAGCGGUGUCUCCUCCGCCAGCUAUUUUCGAGGGAACCAGGUGUAUACAACUGAAAGGGUGCAUGGAGAAGACGGGUUUGACUCGGACUUUAGUCGUAUUUCAAGAAUAACAACUCCCACAGAGACACGAACCGUAGAUUCGUUUGUCAAGAGCAGCAAGUCGCAGCAGGACGCAUCGGGCGAGGAAACGAAUGCUGAGGAGCAUCGUGUGGAUAAGAGACAGCAACUUAGGAAAGAAGACGGCGGCCCGAAGAACGACAGCUGUACAGAUGAUUCUGAGAGCGAAUUAAAAGAUGAAGCAAAGUUGGAAAACACUACGGGGAACUGGCUGAAAGCUAAAAGUGGACGGAAGAAGAGAUGUCCUUACACAAAGCAUCAGACACUUGAGCUUGAGAAGGAGUUCUUGUUCAACAUGUACUUGACUCGAGAGCGCCGUCUGGAGAUCAGCAAGAGUAUCAACCUCACAGACAGACAGGUCAAGAUUUGGUUUCAGAACAGAAGGAUGAAAUUGAAGAAGCUUAACAGGGAAAAUCGGGUCCGGGAACUAACGGGCUACAACUUCAACUGAAUACAGGACAAACAAGCAAAAAGCAACACAAUUACUUUCAUUAAUUUUUAUGAAUACCUCGGACUUUCUGUGACACACACACACAUACACACACACACACACACACACACACACACACACAGACAUCGUUUGCAUCUGGACAUGGGCCUAACUUAAUAUUGCCGUUCAGACUGCCGUAAUUGUGUAAAUUUGCGCACAUAAAGGGAUCCUCGGCUCAGUCAAACAUUGGGGCAUGUCUUGCUAUACAUGAGCUAUCUACCUGAUGUCUUAGCUGAUUAGCUUGUUUGUCCUUAGUGCGCGUGUGUCCUAAACAAUGCGUACUGUGUCCUUUGCAUGCCUACUGUUGAUUUGUCAGUUUCAUUUUUAAUUCGACAGAGUGUCAAAUAAAAGGGGGUUGGGAAACAUAAUGUCCUUGCAUCUCCUUCCCCUUGUAUAUCCUCUUUAGCUUUCUGUUGAGAGAGAGCAAUAACGGUAAGGGCCAGAAAGAGAGAGAGAGAGAGAGAGAGAGAGAGAGAGAAUUGUAGCACUUCCAAUAAGAGUGGGAGUCCCCAUAACGUUGAUUUAAAUAUUAUCCAGGUGACCACAGUAAGUCAAGGUCAUAAAAUUGUAAUGUCAUGACGGUCCUGCAAAGCGCUGGGGGUGGAUUUUAUGAUCUGCAAAUAUAAUGUGCUGGUGCAGUAAAGAUGCAUUAAAAAGCGUAGUGGAGGAAGGCUAAUCCACAUACCCGGGCUUGCAACGUGCUGGCCUCACUGGCGCGCUCUGCGGGCUGUUAUAGAGGCAGGAAGCCACUUUAAUGGCUAUGGAGAAACACAACGCUUACACACCAGCCAGACAUGGAUGUACGAUAAGCAGCAACCACAACAACAGCGACAAUAAGAACAACAACAAUCAAUCAGUCAACCCGUGGAUCAUAUAAUAUAUACGCAGAUUUCAAGAAAUGCUUCAAAGGUUAAUCACUGCUGAUAAUGCUAAGAAGAGAGCAUUAGGGAGAUGGAGACGGUGUCGUCCUCCGGCAAGAAGUU
Messenger RNA from Ictalurus furcatus (blue catfish), 2422 nucleotides. RefSeq names its product homeobox C10a (gene hoxc10a). The record is from RefSeq and is a predicted model, not a curated record. Gene Ontology annotation, biological process: regulation of transcription by RNA polymerase II. Bases 384 to 1400 code for a protein of 338 amino acids. Gene Ontology annotation, cellular component: nucleus. The transcript has 3 exons. Gene Ontology annotation, molecular function: RNA polymerase II cis-regulatory region sequence-specific DNA binding; DNA-binding transcription factor activity, RNA polymerase II-specific. NCBI's taxonomy places the organism in Eukaryota, Metazoa, Chordata, Actinopteri, Siluriformes, Ictaluridae.